Messenger RNA from Tupaia belangeri chinensis (Chinese tree shrew), 1112 nucleotides. RefSeq names its product cilia and flagella associated protein 410 (gene CFAP410). Lineage: Eukaryota; Metazoa; Chordata; Mammalia; Scandentia; Tupaiidae. Gene Ontology annotation, molecular function: protein binding. Gene Ontology annotation, biological process: cytoskeleton organization. The transcript has 7 exons. The coding region runs from base 77 to 817 and encodes 246 amino acids. The record is from RefSeq and is a predicted model, not a curated record.
GCCCCCUGGAGACGCGCCGCGGCGGGUAGACCCAGCGAGAGAAGCUACGGCUAGGAGGGUGGGUGGCCUGGAGAGCAUGAAGCUGACGCGGAAGAUGGUGCUGUCCCGGGCCAAGGCCUCAGAGCUGCACAGCGUGCGAAAACUCAACUGCUGGGGCAGCCAUCUCACAGACAUUUCCAUAUGCCGGGAAAUGCCCAGCCUGGAAGUGAUCACCCUCAGCGUCAAUAGCGUCUCCACCCUGGAGCCCGUGAGCCACUGCCAGCACCUCAGUGAGCUGUAUCUGCGGAGAAACCGCAUCCACAGCCUGGCCGAGCUCUUCUACCUGAAGGCCCUGCCGCAUCUCAGGGUGCUGUGGCUGGCAGAGAACCCCUGCUGUGGCACCAACCCCCAUCUCUACCGCAUGACCGUGCUGCGCACCCUGCCCCACCUGCAGAAGCUGGACAACCAAGCUGUGACUGAGGAGGAGCUGUCCCGUGCCAUGACGGAGGGAGACGAGAUCACUGCCGCCCCACACAGAGAGGGCAUGGGCAACGGCUCCAUUGACUCCACUGCCGAAACAGGCCAGGACCUACUGAGCUACAGCGAGGACGAAGCAAGCAUCUGUGGCCAGCUUGGUCUGAAGCCCCCCUCCCAGGAGAGGUUUCCUUCCUUCUCACUAAGGGACUCUCCAAGCAAUCGCAAGAACAGGAACGUGCUGACCGCCAUCUUGCUGCUGCUGCGUGAGCUGGACGUGGAGGGGCUGGAGGCUGUGUACCAGAGUGCGAGCAGCCGGCUGCAGGCCCUGCACAGGCCGGAGCUAGAGGACAACGUGGACUGAUGGCAGUGAGGCUCCAUGUGCACCUUGGUGCCCACCUCAGCUCCUGGGACAGGGGGACUAAUGCACCACCACAGCCUCAGCCCUACCUGGAAACACUACCCUCUAGGUUUGCCACCCCAGCCAGGGCAGGAGGGGGCAGCAGGUGGAGAAGAGCCUUUGCUGGGGCUGGCAGGGACAGCAGACUCCUAGACACUGGGACUGUCUAGGCCUCCCACAGGGCCAGGGGACUGGGCUUGGCUCAGCUCUUUGAAAAUAGGCUUUGAGCCAUCUUCGUUAAUAAAACAGACAGGUAGCA